CUUCUUCUUGUAUCACCAAAGUCCGAGACCCAAAUUUCCAUCUAAACCAAAAUGGCUGCUUCUUCACAAAUGAUUGCUUCAAAGCAUUCAUCUUGUCUCAACAAUGAAAUUCAAAAUCUUAGACCUGCUACUUCUCCUUCCAAACUUUUCAUUGGUCCUAAAAAUGUAAACUUUAUCAAGAAUAACAAUCACCAUCAUCAACAUCGUGUUCUUCGCGUUUCCGCAAGACGACAGGAACUCGAGGUUGUUCCUGUCUCCCCUGAAGACAUACCAAAGAUAGCAGAACAGAAUUAUCAAUUUGCAGAUGUUCUACAAGAGGGUGAUACAGCGGUAGGCAUGUGGUCCAGACCGUUGGUUAAGCGCAAAACAAAAAUAGUAUGUACCAUUGGUCCAUCCACAGACACCAAGGAAAUGAUAUGGAAGCUGGCUGAGGCUGGGAUGAAUGUAGCCCGACUAAAUAUGUCCCAUGGAGACCAUGCAUCUCAUCAAAAAGUUAUUGACCUUGUUAAGGAAUACAAUGCUCAAUCUAAGGAUAAUGUUAUUGCAAUUAUGCUCGACACAAAAGGACCUGAAGUCAGGAGCGGGGACUUGCCACAGCCAGUUAACCUAGAAAGUGGGCAAGAAUUUACGUUUACAAUAAAAAGGGGGGUUGGCACAGCAGACUGUGUUAGUGUGAACUAUGAUGAUUUUGUGCAUGAUGUCGAAGUGGGUGAUAUGCUUCUUGUUGAUGGUGGUAUGAUGUCCUUUUUGGUGAAGUCCAAAACUGAAGAUUCGGUAAAAUGUGAAGUUGUGGAUGGUGGAGAACUCAAAUCUAGACGUCACUUGAAUGUUCGAGGAAAAAGUGCAACUUUGCCGUCUAUUACUGAAAAGGAUUGGGAUGAUAUCAAAUUUGGAGUGGACAAUAAAGUUGAUUUCUAUGCAGUCUCCUUUGUGAAAGAUGCAGAGGUUAUUCACGAGUUAAAAAAUUAUCUCAAAAGCUGUGGUGUAGAUAUCCAAGUUAUUCCAAAAAUUGAAAGUGCAGACUCUAUACCGAACUUGCAGUCAAUCAUAACAGCAUCCGAUGGGGCAAUGGUUGCAAGAGGAGAUCUUGGUGCAGAGCUGCCUAUCGAAGAGGUUCCACUAUUGCAGGAAGAGAUAAUCAGGACAUGCCGGAGCAUGGGAAAAGCUGUAAUAGUUGCAACAAAUAUGCUUGAAAGCAUGAUCGUUCAUCCUACACCAACUAGAGCGGAGGUGUCUGACAUUGCUAUUGCUGUUAGAGAAGGUGCUGAUGCAGUUAUGCUUUCUGGAGAAACUGCUCAUGGAAAGUUUCCUUUAAAAGCUGUUAAAGUGAUGCAUACAGUUUCAUUGCGAACUGAAGCGAGCAUAAUGGGUGGUGUUACACCCUCUAAUCUUGGUCAAGCCUUUAAGAACCAUAUGAGUGAAAUGUUUGCAUUCCAUGCCACAUCAAUGUCCAAUACUCUUGGAACCUCCAUUGUAGUCUUCACUAGAUCUGGUUUCAUGGCCAUUUUAUUGAGUCAUUAUAGACCUACUGGCACUAUCUUUGCAUUCACAAACGAAAAAAGGGUACAACAAAAGUUAGCUUUGUAUCAAGGAGUUUGCCCCAUUCACAUGGAGUUCUCUAGUGAUGCUGAGGAGACUUUUGGAAAGGCACUCAGCACAUUAAAGAAUCAAGGGAUGGUAAAAGAAGGUGAACAGGUAGCUCUUGUUCAGAGUGGCAGGCAGCCAAUCUGGCGGUUCCAAUCCACACAUAACAUUCAGGUCAGAAAGGUGUAACCACGGGAUAUUUAGGUGAACAAGAUCUUUGGUUGCUCACAAAGUUAAAGUUUAGUCAUGUGAUUAGCAUGGAAUUUAACUUUUGGGGACUGGCUUGAUUGCUUUUGUCUAGAUGUUCGUUUAUUUGCUUUGUUGUUUGUCUUGUAUUAUGAUAUAAACCCUUAUGUUGAUUAAAAAUGUAACCAAUGUGUAUCAAAUAACACAUUCCUGAUGUUUAA
Molecule: messenger RNA, 1991 nt
Organism: Erigeron canadensis
Lineage: Eukaryota; Viridiplantae; Streptophyta; Magnoliopsida; Asterales; Asteraceae
Product: plastidial pyruvate kinase 2-like
Exons: 12
Coding region: 52-1773 (573 amino acids)
Biological process (GO): glycolytic process
Cellular component (GO): cytoplasm; chloroplast stroma
Molecular function (GO): magnesium ion binding; potassium ion binding; pyruvate kinase activity
Source: RefSeq, a predicted model, not a curated record